UAUCAUCACUGCAGAAUACGAGACAUUAUAGUAUUCGAUUUUUUGGCUGGGACGCACCAAAGUGACAUUUUUUCAGCUUUGUAUGGGAAGGUUUGGGUAAUGCGCGACUCGACUUGUCAUCCGCGCGUGGCGUGAAAUUCCCUCGUGGGCCAUACUUGACCCACCUCAACGUGUGUUUUCUCAUAUUUUUGCGUGCUUUUUUCCUCCCUUCUAAUCAAGUUAUCCAUGAAUGAGAUCAAUGAGAUGGAGAGCGAAUCUCAGAUCCAACUGACCAGCCAGCACUUGCCGUCCAAGUUGCAGAGGCUGAAGCGCUCGCUGUCGUUCAUGCGAAGCAAGAGCGUCGAGAACUUCUUCCAGCGGUCCUACAGCGAUGCCCGCCUUCCCCCAGAGUUGUCGACGGAGGCCGCGCCCCCGUCCCCACCUUCGCCUCCGUCCAUGGAGCUGAUGGGCUCCCCCGUUCCGGGCACGCGGGCGUCACCAUCGCUAUCGCCGUCGGUCAGCCCCAACCCUUCCAUUGCAUCCUACUCGCCCUCGCUCAGACUGUCCCCGUCGCUGCCCCCGCAGGCGCCUCAAAUGACACACUGCUUCCAAAAUCACGUUUUUCGCAAGUCUGCCAACUGCCAGCUGUGCAAGCACAUGAUACUAGGAAACUCCAAACAGGCUCUGCGGUGUAAAACAUGCAAGCUGGCAGCUCACCUGUGGUGCACGUCGGAACUCUCGCAACAGCCGUGUCAUGGAAAGUCGGGCGCCUUCAAGCGAAAUUUCAGCUCACCCAUGCUGGUCACUGAUCAGCUGUCUGUUGUCAAGGAAGUCCAGCCCAAUCAAGAGGCAGCACGGGCACGCACGGACCCAGUGUACGCCGCCUUGCGCUAUGGGACGUCGCUGGCGCAGAUGAGCCGCUCCAGUUUCGGCAGCUUGUCGGAGUCGCCCACGCGCAGCUUGGGUGAGGCGGGUGAUAGAGAGGGAAGGCAGAGCAGCGUGGAGGAAGACGUCCCUCUGGAGACAGGAGACUCCAUUGCUGCUAACGCUGAGGUAGAAAAGGAUGAAGGCGAGCGAGGGGGUCAAGCCGAGACGUCAGCUGAGGUGCCCCCCAAACGCAUCGAGGUGCACUCCAUCCACACUUAUGUGGCACUCUACAGCUUUCUCCCUCAAGAGCACAAUGAUUUGGAACUACACCCUGGAGAUCGGGUGCAAGUCACAGACGACUCCAAUGAGGAAUGGUGGAAGGGCAAGAGCGGCGACAGGGUGGGCUUUUUCCCCGCCAACUUUGUGCAGCGGGUGCGUCCCGGCGAGAGAGUGUGGCGCGUCAUCCGGGCAACGUCUGCCGGCAGCCGAGAGAGAGGACACAUGGUGGUCAAGGAGGCUCAGAUCUGCGUGGGCAAGUGUGACGACGGCGAGACUUUGGUGAAGCUGAGCAGCGGCAAGAAGCGAGGCCUCGUUCCCGCGCAUUCCAUCGAGGAGAUCUGAACUUGGUCCAAGUCCUUCUCACUUGGGUCCAUUUUUUUCUUCUGUCUUUCUGGACUGAACAGAUGGAUGAAGGGGACCGUGAAAACUAUUAGCCAGGUCUCUAUAUGUUUACAUUGGACGGACGCCUUUCCUUCUCCCUUCUUUGCGGCCUUCUCGAUGGAAAGAACGUGAUGUGCAAAGGACUGUGUGAGUCUAAAAGAAAAUGAGAUUUUUUGUUGUCGUUAGACUUCAUUACAUGGUAACAAUCUUUCUUAGAAAUAAAAAUUGGAAUCCAUCGUAAAAGCAACAGUUGGAAUGCUGAAAAAGAUUCAAUGAAAAUGUUAAUCAACAAAUUCAAUCAUUAUUUAUUACGAACAAACAAUACAGAACUAGCACAUCAGUAAACGCUUGAAUAAAUGGAGAGAUCUGAUGCUCUGAAAACAUCUUUUUUAUAUAACUUGAAGAUAACAACUAGUUAAAUAACGAGUGUAAUCCAAAAAAUGUAACAAAAUAUUUAAGAUAAUUUUGCUUAGCACUUAAAACUCAUAAUCAAGCAAUUAAACCCUUUAAAAUGUUGGCUGUUUAAAAAUAUUCCAUUCCGGUCCUUUAGGUGGCGAAAUGUAUCCCCAAACUAUAGAUAUACUGUAUAUACAUAUUAGGGCUGUCAAAAUUAUCGCGUUAACGGGCGGUAAUUACUUUUUUAAAAUUAAUCACAUUAAAAUAUUUUACGCAAUUAACGCACAUGCCCCACUCAUACAGAUUAAAAUGACAGCACAGUGCAAUGCCAACUGGUUACUUGUGUUUUUUUGGAGUUUUGUCACCCUCUGCUGGCGCUUGGGUGCGACUGAUUUUAUGGGCUUAAGCACCCAUGCGCAUUGUGUAAUUAUUGACAUCAACAAUGGCGGGCUACUAGUUUAUUUUUUGAUUGAAAAUUUUACAAAUUUUAUUAAAACGAAAACAUUAAGAGGGGUUUUAGUAUAAAAUUUCUAUAACUUGGACUAACAUUUAUCUUUUAAGAACUACAAGUCUUUCUAUCCAUUGAUCGCUUUAACAGAAUGUUAAUAAUGUUAAUGCCAUCUUGUUGAUUUAUUGUUAUAAUAAACAAAUACAGUACUUAUGUGCCGUAUGUUGAAUGUAUAUAUCCAUCUUGUUUCUUUCCGUUCCAACAAUAAUUUACAGAAAAAUAAGGCAUAUUUUAUAAAUGGUUUGAAUUGCGAUUAGUUACGAUUAAUUAAUUUUUAAGCUGUAAUUAACUCGAUUAAAAAUUUCAAUUGUUUGACAGCCCUAAUAUAUAUAUAUUUUUUAUAAAUAACGCCUGAAUAAUUUAGAAAGUACAUUCAUUCAUCUGCGUUGGUUUGGCAACCAAUUCAGAGUGUACCCCACCUACUACUUCAGCACCACCGCAACCAUUGUGAGGAUAAGUGGCUUGGAAAAUGAAUGAAUGAAUUCAUUCAUCAGCUACCGCAUUUAUAGCAUGCUCAAAAACUAAUUUCUGUGCAAGGGUGGAUAUCCCAUGGGGGACGAGUGGGACACGUCUCCCUCCUCAACUAAGGUGUCCACCUCCAAUAAUUUGGGCUAAAACGUACCCGAUUUACGUGAAUUGGACUUUACGACUCUAGGGUCUCCAGUCUUUUUGUUUGUUUGUUUUUAUAAUGUUGACUUUUGUUUUGUGAUGCAUGCUUUUUAUUUUGGCGCAGGAAUCGUAGAGCAGGUAGUACUUCCGCUCGCGAGCAAGGGCGCAUGUACACACGAAGAACAACCAAGUAGGUUAGCGUAGAGACGGUAGGGACAAAACACUACCAACUUUUCUGGUUGCUCAAAUUGUGCCGACCAACUUUUAAGCAACCUUAUUUGCAUUAUAUAAUGACUUCACUUAUAUAGGCCAUUUAGACUGUCUUUCCAUAUGUGUUAAGUUACGCGGGUAGGCCGGUGGUGUGGACCCAAUUGCAGGGAAAGAGAGGUGAGGCAGAAAAGGCGGUGCACUAAUGUUUAAAUUUCAACCAAAACGACCGGGGAAUCCAAAAACUAUUAACAAACAAAAGUCAGGCUAACAAAUUAAGCUUACUUUCGAAGCAGGACGAGGAACACGAGGAACUGGCAAAAAUGCUGACAUGAACGUGGACAUGCACAAUGUCGCAACAAGACUCAACAAAAACAGGGAGCUUAUAUAUAUAUACACAGACACGGGGCAACAAGUCAACGAGGAACAGGUGGAUGACACAGGAGGAUGCAGAUUGGAGGAUACACUAGGAGCAGGCACAACAGGUGAAAUCAAUGGGCAAUCACACUGGGACAAGCCACACUAGGAGGAAAAAACAAACACAAAACCUUAUGUUUUAUACAACAAUAUGUUGUAUGGAUAAAAUUGACCCUACCACUAUUAAGUGAACUACUCUCAUUGUGUUCAGACUUACAUUUACCCCUUUUUCAUGCUGAAUGUGCCGGUCCAUUCCCCACCACCCUCAAAGGCAUGCUUGAUUGGCUGAUGACUAGACCCCCCCCCACCUCACCUUUCAAGACAAACGCACACACACAACCUCAACAGAAACCGCCUCCUUCACCCCCUUCGAAGAGGAGGGAUAUUAGAAGUCCUUUUCGCAGCAGCCACUGUAAGUAAUGUAAAAAGAGAAUGUUGUGGACGGUAAGGAAUGCGCCACUAAUUUUGCUACUGACAGUCUGACCUGUAUCAGAAUUUGCAUAGCUUUAAAAUGUGUGAACUCACUAACCUACAAAACUCGAGUACACUACAAAAACACAUCUCCUUAAAAUGAGUCAAAUUCCCUUGUUUUCAGUGUAAUUACACUAGAAAUAAAUUAUCUGCCAGUGCUUCAAGUAAAUUUGACUCAGAUUCCUUGAAAUAAGAAAAAAUAGCUAGCUGUAAGUAAGACUGACACUUAUUUAUGGUCUAAGACGCUGCUUAGGGAGAGGUGCCGGGACCUUUCACACCUUUCACUAUCAAAUAAAGUGUUACCAAAUACCAUAACUAGCAAUUAAUGAAACAAGUGGAACAGUAUCUGAAGAAAUAAUUAGCACAGAACAUUUAAUUUUGAUUGUUAUUCACAUCUAUAGCGUUGCAAUACAUGCUAGGAGGCAUGUUGGACAACAACAGUGUUGACAGCAGGUGGCAGCAGAGGUUGACUGUCUCCCUUAUGGGAGUAGUGAUGGCCAAAUGAAGCUUCUUGAAGCAAUGAUGGUGGUUCAUUUGGUCUUAUGACAGUCGUAUGAUGCCGCUGUCAAAUAAGGGCGUUACCCGUUAAUAUCUUUUGGUAUAAAUAUUCCAUAAUACAGUGAGGACGGCUGCCGCUUAUAGUCCAGUGUAGCUUAUCUAUGAGAUAAUGUCGUUUAUGUGUCAAAUUUGGUGGGUGGCGGCUUAUAGUCAGGUGCGCCUUAUAGUCCGACAAUUACUGUAAUUUUAACUUUUGUCCAUUUUUACGUAGGAAACACAUCAGCACAUUCGUAGGGAAAUGUAGCCCUGACCCCGUUCACCUACAGCAGGGGUGUCCAAGUCCUCGAGAGCCCCUAUCCAGCUUGUUUUCCAUGUCUCCCUCCUUGAACACACCUGAAUCAAAUGAUCAGCUCAUCAGCAAGCU
Corythoichthys intestinalis (scribbled pipefish) is the source of this 5036-nucleotide messenger RNA. RefSeq names its product SH3 and cysteine-rich domain-containing protein 2-like. The coding region runs from base 226 to 1467 and encodes 413 amino acids. Gene Ontology annotation, cellular component: extrinsic component of cytoplasmic side of plasma membrane. Lineage: Eukaryota; Metazoa; Chordata; Actinopteri; Syngnathiformes; Syngnathidae. Gene Ontology annotation, molecular function: protein binding. Gene Ontology annotation, biological process: positive regulation of voltage-gated calcium channel activity; positive regulation of protein localization to plasma membrane; skeletal muscle contraction. The record is from RefSeq and is a predicted model, not a curated record. The transcript has 11 exons.